This is a messenger RNA of Saccostrea cuccullata (small rock oyster), 1677 nucleotides long. RefSeq lists its product as uncharacterized. The transcript has 2 exons. The record is from RefSeq and is a predicted model, not a curated record. Lineage: Eukaryota; Metazoa; Mollusca; Bivalvia; Ostreida; Ostreidae. Gene Ontology annotation, molecular function: zinc ion binding. The coding region runs from base 12 to 569 and encodes 185 amino acids.
AUCAAGCAGCGAUGGCGUGUUCAAGCACAAAGUAUGCAAAUAUGACCAUCAAAGACCUUAAAGAUGAAUUAAAAAAAAGAAAUGCGCGACUUUCUGGUCGUAAAAAAGAAUUAGUUGAAAGACUAAUUGCCUAUGAUAGAAACCAGAAUUUUGGACAAACAGAAGAUUUAGAGCCCGAAUAUAAGAUGACCUUACCUGACCCAUUAUCGUACUUUGAUGUAAAUGCCGACUCUACGUUUUCUGGUACUACACUUGAGAAACUGACAAGUUACCUGGCCAAAUUUGAUAAGCAAUUGGACAAUAAAGUAAAGCGGUUAUAUAAUGAACGAACAAUUCGGUAUUUCAAAAUAUCCUAUGAUAAUGAUUUAACUUACGUUGCCUCUAGUUGCUAUGCUGAGUACAGGAAAGGAAUUUCAUACGAGAUUGAUUUGUUACUUGACAAAAAUGGGUCUAUAGUUGAGGCCCAGUGCGAGUGUCCUGCAGGGGAGGGACCUAGUGCUCACUGCAAGCAUGUAUGCGCUGUGAUAUAUGCCUCUAUCAUGUUCAGAGUUCAGAAACAUAAAGGUUGAAGAGACAUGUACACAAAAACUGCAGAGUUUUCACAAGUGCAAGAGGUUCCUCGGUAGUCCAAUAAAGUCACAAAACAUCAGCAUGCCAGGUGCAGACGAGUUUACCAAUAUGGACUUUGAUCCAAGACCAGAUCACCUUAGAAAUGCUCCCAGCUACAAUGACUAUUUUAGAAACCUUUGUUUAAAUUUUUCAGGCAUAUCCAAUAUGCCUAUAUUUCAGCUCUUUGAACCUGCUAAUGCGUAUGCUGUUGCACAUGACCAUGAUUAUUUGAAGCUUACACCUCAAGAUAACUUUCUUGAAAGAAUUGGCCUACUUAAUAUUACCCAGGAAAGAAUUAAUGCUAUAGAAGAAAGAACUAGGGGUCAGGCAAAUAACUCGACAUGGAAAAAUGAAAGAACAUUGCGGUUACCAUCAUCAAUGUAUGGAAGAAUUUGCAAAGCUACGGAGCGCACGGAUAUGAUAAAGCUGGCCAAUUCUUUAACAGUUGUGUCAGAGAUUAAAGCAGCCCCUUUGGAACAUGGUAGAAGACACGAGAAUACUGCUUUACAGAGAUACAUGGAAGAUACUGGACUCAAAGUCAAUCCUUGUGGACUUUUUGUGUCAUUUGAUUUCCCACACUUAUCUUCGUCGCCAGAUGGGAUUGUUUCAAAUAAUUUAAUUGUUGAAGUGAAGUGUCCCUAUACAUCUAGAGAUAAACCAAUUAAUGUUAAAACUGUGCCAUAUCUUAAGAAUGAUGAAAAUGAAACAUACUUCUUGGAUGAUAAACAUGACUACUUUUAUCAAAUUCAGGGCCAAAUGCUAUGUACUGGAGCAAAAGAAUGUACACUCAUUGUCUGUCAUGCUGACAAUUUGAAAAUCAAUGACAUAAAAUAUGUAUCAGUUUCCAGAGAUGAAGCUUUUAUUUUGGACAUGAUUGACAAGUUAAACAACUUCUAUUAUGUGUAUUUCAAACCUGCAUUACUUGACAAACAUUUUUACAGACCAUUCAAUAAGUAAACUUAUUACAUAUAUUAAACUGCUAUCUGAAUUUGUGAUUUUUUAAAUUAUACAAAACAUUGCUUCUCAAGAUGUUAUGAGCAAAAUGUAUUAUAGUAUUUGAAAACUUGA